AGCAGCCGGCUCGGUAGUCAACUCAACACGUCUGACGUCAACCGUCAAAUUGCGGAGUCAAGUUGUUCAGUUUAGUUUGUAUAUUUUGUUUAAAAUAAAAUAAUAAAGUUUGUGUCACGUAAAAAUGGCUCAGGCUAUGAAGAAAUUAACAACACAGGCUUUGAAGCACAACUAUGCUGAAGCAAUUACAACGGGAUUCGUAUCCAGAGCCAGUAGCACUUUUUGGAGUAAUGUGCCCAUGGGACCACCAGAUGUCAUUUUAGGUAUAACUGAAGCAUACAAAAGAGAUUCAGACCCUAAGAAAGUCAAUCUUGGUGUAGGAGCAUAUAGAGAUGACCAGGGCAAACCCUUUAUAUUGCCUUCAGUUCAAAAGGCAGAAGAAAUACUCUUUAAAAAAGGAUUAAAUCAUGAAUAUGCUCCCAUUGGUGGUGAAGCAGCUUACACUGAUGCAGUUGCAAAGUUAGCAUUUGGAGAGGAUAGUGCAGUCAUCAAAAACAAAUCCAAUUGUACUGUGCAGACUUUAUCAGGCACUGGUGCCCUGCGACUUGGCCUGGAAUUCGUUACAAAGCACUACGCCAAAAACAAGGAGAUCUGGCUGUCGACUCCCACGUGGGGUAACCACCCUCAAAUCUGCAACACACUCAACCUACCCCACAAAAAGUACCGCUACUUCGACGCCAAGACCAACGGCUUCGAUUUGAAAGGUGCUCUUGAGGAUAUCUGUAAAAUUCCAGAGGGUUCUAUAAUUCUACUGCACGCGUGCGCCCACAACCCAACUGGUGUUGACCCUAGGCCUGAAGAAUGGAAACAGCUCUCGCAGGUAAUCAAAGAAAAGAAGUUGCUGCCAUUUAUAGAUAUGGCGUACCAGGGCUUUGCGACGGGCAGCGUGGACAACGACGCGUUCGCUGUGCGACAAUUCGUCAACGACGGCCACCAGUUCAUCCUGGCGCAGAGCUUCGCCAAGAAUAUGGGUCUGUAUGGCGAACGCGCGGGCGCUCUGACACUGCUGUGCGGCGACGCGGAGUCAGCGGCGAAGGUGAUGUCGCAAGUGAAGAUCAUGAUCCGCACCAUGUACUCCAACCCGCCGCUGUACGGCGCGCGCCUCGUCACCGAGAUCCUCACCGACGCGCAGCUCAAGCAGCAGUGGUUGUCCGACGUGAAGCUGAUGGCGGACCGCAUCAUCAGCAUGCGCAAGCAGCUGCGCGCCGGCAUCGAGGGCGCGGGCAACAAGCAGCCGUGGCAGCACAUCACCGACCAGAUCGGCAUGUUCUGCUUCACUGGCCUCAAACCCGACCAGGUUGAGCGUCUUACAAAGGAGUUCCACAUUUACCUGACGAAGGACGGACGGAUUUCCGUAGCCGGCAUCUCUUCCAAGAAUGUCGAUUAUGUCGCGGAGGCCAUUCACAAAGUCACGUCUUAGACAACAUAUCAAUUUUAUAAAUAUUGUAUUAAUAACACAGAAUAGAGAAUGAUACAAAAAGAGUAUUUAUAAGUCGCGCAGUGAAGCCGGUGAAACUCAACGACAUUUUAUACUAAAGACAUGUUACGUGCCUACAAAAUCACCGCAAAAAGUGAGCCGAAUUUACUACUACGCUACUCCACUGAGAGCACACAUGAACAAUUUUGUUUGCCGGAAAAAAUUCCAUUAUACGUAAAAUUAUUAUUUAUGUUUAAACAGUUUUUAAAGUUGCUAAAUACACAACUCGACAUUGUAUAUGUAUAUUUAGGUAUUAUUUGUAUAAAUAACUUUCGUUGUUUACUAUGAGACUCAAUGAAAUGCUGUCAAUUAUGCUUUUAUUUGCCAUUUUUCUUGAAUAAUAUUGAAGAUUGCUGACGCCGUCGUGCUGACUCGAGAAUUUAUUAGUUUAUGAAUUUGUAUUUGUUAUGGCUGCAUCACUGUCGCGUUCCGUGCGCUCUAUCUGUUUAUUAUUCUUUAAUCUGUGAUUAAUAAUUAUAAAAUUAAAUAUAUACUGCCUUAAUAAUAUAUAGUACUACAGUGAUGCCGCUAAGAGUGCGUUUCGGACCUUUUCAAUUAGUCAUCAUCAUUAAUAGUCUGUUUUAUAGGAUUUAUAGGAGGAGAUAUGUAGCUUAGACCCGCCACGCCGUUCCAAUGCGGGUUGGCAGGUUCUUAAAGUGAUGAGGUUGUUAAUGAUAGAUAAUACCAAAACAAAAUAUAGAUUCGAAACCGGACCACUCCUAAGAGAUUAUGGUUCCAUAUCUAAUAUCUAUACACAAAGGCACAAAAUCCGCCCACUUUAAUACACUCGCGUCAUUAAAGUGGGCGGAUAAUUAUGCCUCUGAGUAUAUAAUAAGAGAACUGUUUGAGUUUAAGUGAAACGUCAAACGUAUGUUUAAAUAAAUAAAAUAAAGUAAUAAUGUCUACACAAAUGAUACAACAUAUUUUAUUACACAAAAAUCUAAUAAAUUUGUAUUUAUUUGCAUAUUUAACUGAAUAAAGAAUACUAUUUUUUUAUUCGAAAAUUCUGCAUUUAAGAUUUUUGUAAAACAACCAUUAUUUAUAUCUUAUUUUAUAUACAGGAAACACGAUAAUAACCCACGCGGUUGUCUAUAAUUUAAUUUGUCUACAUUUAUUCUCUAUAAUGUGUUAACUUUAAAUUUUUUUUAAACAUUUAUUUUAUGCGUUUAUUUUGAGAUGAUAAUCUUGUAUGUUAGUUAUGUAAUUAAUAUAAGUCUAAAUGUCUAAUUGGCUGCUGUGUUUUCUAGUGCUCACUAUUAGUAGUUAUUUAUUUGAAAAAAAAAAAACAUUUUGUAACACAAUAUGUUACGGGAAAUUAUAUAGGCAAGUAUUGUUUCAUCCAUAUUGUAAUUAUUCUAUUAAAAAUGUUUAUACAAAAAUAUCAAUAUCGGGUAAUGUUAAAUUUAUUUAAAAUUUAAUUUAAUUUAAAUAAAGAUAUUUUGAAUGUUAGAUAAUCUAGUGCGCUUUGCUAUUGCAAAAUAUACUCAGAGGCACAAUUAUCCGCUCACUUUAAUACGCGAGUAUAUUGAACUGUGCGGAUAAUUGUGUCUCUGAGUAUAUUUCAUUAAUAUAAACUAUUUUACCUGGCACCUAACACAAUACACUGUGUAAUGUAAUUUUUGGUUGGUGGGAGGCUUCGGCCGUGGCUAGUUCCUACCCUACCGGCAAAGACGUACCGCCAAGCGAUUUAGCGUUCCGAUACGAUGUGUAGAUUUUCACAAGUUCGCUUUCAUCUUAGAUUGCAUCAUCACUUCCAUCAGGUGAGAUCGUAGUCAAGGGCUAACUUGUAGAGAAUAAAAAAAAAGUUUGCUCUAUGACUCAAUAGUAAUGGUAGUCGAGAGGUAAUGGGUUCGAUUAUCUAUUCGGUUCUUAGUAUCUUUAUUUAAAGAGCUUGCCUACAUUUAUGUGUUUAUGCGCAUAAAAAUCCCGUACGUGUGUUACCAUAUUUUUAUUGAGGAACAAAAUUUAUUUGCUGUUUUGAUAUUGUGUAUGUAUUUAAAUACAAAUAUUAUACUGUU
Molecule: messenger RNA, 3495 nt
Organism: Bicyclus anynana (squinting bush brown)
Lineage: Eukaryota; Metazoa; Arthropoda; Insecta; Lepidoptera; Nymphalidae
Gene: Got2
Product: aspartate aminotransferase, mitochondrial
Exons: 9
Coding region: 125-1420 (431 amino acids)
Biological process (GO): L-aspartate catabolic process; biosynthetic process
Cellular component (GO): mitochondrion
Molecular function (GO): pyridoxal phosphate binding; L-aspartate:2-oxoglutarate transaminase activity
Source: RefSeq, a predicted model, not a curated record